AACCACUUUGGUUCCACUGGGCUGCAAGCAGCACCUGCAGAGUCUACAGGAAGCAGCAUGUCCCCUUUGCUCUUUGGGGCUGGGUUGGUGAUUCUGCAUCUAGUGAUUCCUAUUAGGAACCAGAAGACACAACUCCUACCUGGCCAGCCGCUCUUGCGUGCAGCUGAUCGACAUGACUUUGCCAUCAUGAUCCCUCCGGGAGGCACAGAAUGCUUUUGGCAAUUUGCCCAACAGGCUGGAUACUUCUAUUUCAGUUAUGAGGUUCAGCGGACACUGGGGAUGUCACAUGACCGGCACGUUGCUGCCACGGCACACACCCCGCAGGGUGUCCUCUUAGACACUUCCCAGGAUGUUCGGGGACAGAUUAACUUCCCUACCAAAGAGACAGGUUUUUACCAGCUUUGUCUAAGUAAUCAGCAAAAUCACUUUGGUUCUGUGCAAGUGUACCUCAAUUUUGGAAUUUUCUAUGAGGGGCCUGAGACGGACCAUAAACAGCAGGACAGGAAGCAACUGAACGACACUCUGGAUGCAAUUGAGGAGAGCACACAAAGGGUGCAGAACAACAUCUUCCACAUGUGGCGAUUCUACAACUUCGCCCGGAUGAGGAAAAUGGGUGACUUCUUCCUUCUCCAAUCAAAUUACAACUAUGUGAAUUGGUGGUCGGCAGCACAGAGCCUUGUCAUUGUUCUUUCCGGGGUAUUGCAGCUUCAUUUCUUGAAGCGGCUCUUCGAUGUCCCCACCAUCAGAGACACGAAGAAGCCAAGAUGCUGAGCCAGGCUGAGGACAGCACCCUGACCCUUUUCUUCUGGGGCAGGACCUCUGUCCACGCUCUGGUCCAGUCAGCUCUGUAAAGCUACUGGAGGGAAAAGAUCAAACUGUCCUAGUAUACUGUGCUCACUUACAAAGGCAGAAUGGCAAUAAAACAGUGGCAAGGAAAACA
Messenger RNA from Oryctolagus cuniculus (rabbit), 940 nucleotides. Lineage: Eukaryota; Metazoa; Chordata; Mammalia; Lagomorpha; Leporidae. The record is from RefSeq and is a predicted model, not a curated record.